AUGUUCGCACUAUUAUUAAUAUUACUGUUAAUGGCAGAUAUUGGUUAUGGACUCCAAUGUAUAACCAACUGUUCUCUUGGUAGAUAUCAAUUUGGUCAAAUAUUUAAUAUACCUGACGGACAAUGCCAACAACGAAUUUCAGGAUCUGUCUGUUCUAUUGAUAUAACGUUUGACUAUCACGAGAAUUGGUAUUAUGUAAGUUUUGACACUCUUAUGGUGUCGGCCGAUUAUUUUUAUAUUUCAUCCAUACCCUAUCUCUCUUAUUCAAUCAAGUAUCAAUGUUCGAAAGGAACUGAUUGUGUUCUUUCGUAUGCACAAAACAGAAUCAAUGAAAUGAUUAGUCGUAAUUACAAUGCACAAACCAUAUAUGGACAGCUUGCACCAAUUAUCGAGAAUUCUUCAAGAAACGGUUCAAUUCAAUGUUAUAAUAUGAAAAAUGAAAUAGUCGUAUGCACAUCUAAACAAUCAUGCUCUGUAGUUUACGAUCAACGAGAACGUAGGGUUGUAUCACGUGGUUGCAGUGAAAAUAAUGGACCUAAAGUUUUUGUUUAUGAUGGAAGAUAUCAUACAUCAUUUGAUGUUGAAUGUAAUCACAAUCUAUGCAAUACUGAUGAAACAUUGUCAAAAAUCAAAAUUGUAUUCAACAAUAAUGGUUUAACAGAUGCUAAUGGGCGACGAAUUGCCGAUGGAAAUAAACAAAUGGUUUCUUCUCUAUUAAUGACAUUGACUUUGAUUUUUAUUGCCGUUUAUUAUUUUUGA
Rotaria sp. Silwood2 is the source of this 759-nucleotide messenger RNA. Lineage: Eukaryota; Metazoa; Rotifera; Eurotatoria; Philodinida; Philodinidae. The record is from the annotation of a GenBank genome assembly.